AUGAUCGAACCGGUAAGGUUACUGGGUCACUGGGUCACUGGUUCAACCGGUGGGUCACUGGUUGAACCGGUCAACCCGGGAUCUAGAAUGUUGCAAUGUGACCACUACAUGCCGCCGGAUCGGUACAAUCUAAUAGCGGAGGGAUUUUUACGAGACACUGGCUUUUAUUAUGUUUCACAGAUUGGAGUUGUCCAAUGUCAGGCGGCAUUGGAUGUGGCAUUAAUUUAUGGUCUUCCGACGAAUGGUUUGCCAGUUACGGGACCGACACUGAGUAGUUAUGAGGCGUUAGAGGCUGAAUGCUUGGAUCAGUUUAGUGUUGCACCUAGGCAGGCAGACUGUAGGGGAAGUUUCAUCAAGUUGACGUGGUUUCGAGCAUUGAAGGAUCGGUUAGUGUUGGUUGAUGAUAUCCAGAUUCAGAGGUACGUGAAGUGCCACAUAAUGUUAUUGUUUGGAACCGUUAUGUUUGGAGAUAAGUUUGGAGCAGGGGUGCACUGGAAGUUUCUCCCAUUACUCCGUAACUUUGCCGGGAUAAUACAGUUCAGUUGGGGUUCGGCAUGCCUGGCACACCUGUACAGAGCUUUGUGUAGGGCAACUCGUGUUGACUGUAAGGAGAUUGAUGGUCCGCUGACACUCUUGCUUGCCUGGGCUUGGAUCCGCCUACCAUUCCUUGCGCCAAUUCCUAGCAAUCCUCGAAUCUUUCUGAUUGCAAACAGGUGGCAUAACUGGAAACGUGUGAAUUGGCCUUACAGAUUGAGGAAACUUGAGCACCUUAGGGGAAACCUGGAUGCUCUGCAAGAAGGACAGUUUGUUUGGGAGCCUUAUGCAAUUGGAAGGACCGAUCCGGAAGUGAUUCCUGCUGACAUCCGUCAGCAUUCUGCUAUUUGGAGUGCCACAGUUCCACUUAUAUCUUUUGAAUGUGUUGAGUGGCAUGCAUCUGAUAGACUGAGGAGGCAGUUUGGCUUGACUCAGGGUAUUCCUGAUCAGGAGCGAGACCUAGGUGAAGCACACGGCGAAGUUCUGACAGGUCCGAAGAAUCAAGAUUGGUCUGGAACCCACUCAUCCUGGGUUAUGCAGUGGACGAACCGGUAUAGUCUAGUUCUUGUUGAUGACACGGUGCCCUCACAACAUCAGGCAGAUAUCUACUUGCAUUGGUACCGAGGUGCAUUUGGUGACCACUUGCAGCUGUCACAGAUGGAACCGCAAGAUAAUCAGCCUGGUGAUCCUAUGCAUAACCAGGAGAACCAAGACCCACAAUCACCGCAACCACCAUUGCCACCGCAACCACCAUUGCCACCGCAACCACCACCGCCCCCCUCACAAACACAGGCAGAACAAGAGCCUGACCAGUUCACUCCAUACAUUUCUGCCACGCAUUCUGCGGAUUACCUGACUCCACCAGUAUAUCAGCAGUACUGGAGUGUCCCGCACCAAGAAUCUAGUGAUACAAUAUAUAAAAUACUCAAAGUCAUACAAUAUAUAAAAUACUCAAAGUCAUACACUAAAUCGAGUAACCGCUAA
Molecule: messenger RNA, 1518 nt
Organism: Arachis stenosperma
Lineage: Eukaryota; Viridiplantae; Streptophyta; Magnoliopsida; Fabales; Fabaceae
Product: serine/threonine-protein phosphatase 7 long form homolog
Exons: 5
Coding region: 1-1518 (505 amino acids)
Biological process (GO): meristem maintenance; meristem development
Source: RefSeq, a predicted model, not a curated record